CUGUCAUCACCGUCUGCUGCUCUUGGAGUGGGUGUGAAUUCCUCUGAUUUUUGAGUAAGAAACAGCCACUAUUUCCUCUGUUCUUCCUUGAAUUUAACUGGGUUUACUUUUAUUUCUCUUGGUUUCUCCAAUUUUUGGGAUAGAUCCCAAAUUUCUCCCCAAAUUGCCGCCGGCCUUCCCUUAGCUUGCAGCUCCGGUUUGCUUGCUGGAAUUCUGGAUUUAUUUCUAUUCCUUAUGCUUCCCAUAUCACUCCAGCCUCUAGUAGCUUAUUUCAUGAUAAAUCCUAUUAAGUAGUUAAUGUCUUGCUUUUAUGAUUAGUUUUGGUUUGAUAUCAGAGUGGUGCAGUGGAAGCGUAAUAAGCCAUAUUCUAUUCAUAAAGAGUUGGUGGAGCAUUUGUUUUGUCUUGGAUUGUGUGAAGCCAUUCACCACUCGAAAUGAUCCCCAAUUUGAGUUUUGGGGACAAAACUCCUUUUUAGCUAAAAUAUCCAAACUUGAGGGACUUAAAAGAGAAAAGGAUUUGGAUAAGGAUCCACUAUUUUUUCCUUCUUUCUUCUUCCUCACCCGCGCGCCUACUCUUCUUUUUCCUCCACUGCACCGAACAAAGACCCAGCCACCACCGACAGCCUUCCCUUUGAGAAACCGAGAAAAUUUCCAGAUCUGCUCUGCUCUGUCUUCACCGCCUGCUGCUCUUGGAGUGGGUGCGAAUUUCUCUGAUUUUUGGGUUCUUGAUCCUUGGGGCACUUUAGUAUGUGGCUUGAGUCUUCGGUUUUAUGCGAGUGAGCAUCAAGCAUGAUUGAUUUGAAAUGGAAUUAUUUUCGUUUUCAUUGAGUAGAGCAUGCCCACUUGGAAUUUACUAGACUGCUCUGAUGAUUUGAGAAUUUUUGUAAAUUAUGAUUUUCUGUUAAAUCUAUGCCCACUUGGAAUUUUCUGGUUAUUUUUGAAAUUUGAGAUUUGAUUGUGAAUUAUGGAUUUCUUUUGUAAAUCCUGCAUGGUUUUGUCUCUGAUAUGGUCAUGUAUUACUGUGCCUGCUAAUGGGAGGUUUAUAAACGCUAGCACAUGUC
Molecule: messenger RNA, 1061 nt
Organism: Rubroshorea leprosula
Lineage: Eukaryota; Viridiplantae; Streptophyta; Magnoliopsida; Malvales; Dipterocarpaceae
Source: the annotation of a GenBank genome assembly